UAGUCGGACUUCUGAAACCGAAUAUGGAUAUGAAUGCAAAGUCCAAUUUACAGAAUGCUUUCAUAUAAUCACGCUUGAUUGCUCCUCAGAAUAGUGCAAAUAAAUAACGCUAGUAAAGGGGUACGGGCUAAUUUAAACAGUAGUUCAAUGUCAAAUGACAAUAUGCGACAUGCUGUUUGGAGAGCACGGUAGUAUAUACGAGAAAAACGUAGUGGGUGUGAAUUACGUUUAAUAUGGCGCUGUUUUCAGCAGCAGCAAAAGGAGACGUCCUGAAGAUACAAUCAUUAAUCGACUUGGAAGACAAGUCCGAGGAUUCUGAUGGAGUAGAUGUAAACUGUUCGGAUGUGUCUGGCAAGACGGCCCUCCACAUUGCUUCGGAAAACGGACAUUUGCAAACAGUUAAAUGCCUAACCAAUCAUGGAGCAAAGGUGAAUGUAAUCGAUGCUAACCUACAGACAUCGAUUCACUUAUGCUCACAGAACGGCCAUCUUCAUGUGGUAGAGCUGUUAGUGAACGAAGGAGCAGAUAUUGAUAUUGGCGACAAAGAUGGGUUUACAGCUCUUCACAUAGCAUUAUUGGAGAGUCAUUUUGAUAUUGUCAAAUAUCUCGUCAGUAAAGGGGCAGACCUGGGGAGACUAGCUAAUGAUUACUGGACACCUCUACACCUUGCAUUAGACGGUGGUCAUCUUGACAUUGCAGAGUACCUUUUGACAGAAGGAGCCAACAUUAACACUUCUGGUAAAGGUGGGUGUACAGCUCUACUUACUGCUGCACAAACUGGUAAUAUUGAUGGAGUGAAAUAUAUAACCAGUCAAGGAGCAGAGCUGGAUAGGAGCACUGACGAUGGUUGGACCGCACUUAGUUUGGCUUCAUUUGGGGGACAUCUUGACAUUGUCAAAGUUCUCGUUAACGAAGGAGUAGAUUUUGACAAAGCACUCAUGAACGGUAUGUCACCCUUGUGUCUUGCAACAAAAAUAGGCCAUCUGGGUAUUAUCGAGGUCUUACUGAACGUAGGAGCAAAUAUUGAUAGCUGUAAUCGAGACGGGUUAACAUCACUCCACAUCGCAUCGUCCAAUGGACACGUUGAUAUAGUUCAUCAUCUUGUUAGCAAAGGGGCACAGCUUAACAAAUGUGACAAUACCGGCAAGACACCCAUGUCUUGUGCUUCUCAGGAAGGCCAUCUUGAAGUCGUCGAGUAUAUCGUGAACAAAGGAGCAGGUAUUGGUAUUGGUGAUAGAGAUGGGUUUACAGCUCUUCACAUAGCAUCACUUAAGGGUCAUCUUGACAUUAUCAAAUACCUCGUUAGUAAAGGGGCAGAGCUGGAGAGACUUGCUAAUGACUACUGGACACCUCUACACCUUGCUUUAGACGGUGGCAAUCUUGAAAUUGCAGAGUACCUUUCGACAGAAGGAGCCAAUAUCAACGCGUGUGGUAAAGGUGGAUGUACAGCACUACAUGCUGCAUCACAAACUGGUAAUAUUGAUGGAGUGAAAUAUCUAACCAGUCAAGGAGCAGAGCUGGAUAGGAGCACUGACGAUGGUUGGACCGCACUUAGUUUGGCUUCAUUUGAGGGACACAUUGACAUUGUCAAUGUUCUCGUUAACAGAGGAGUACAGGUUGACAAAGCACUCACGAACGGGAUGACACCCUUGUGUCUUGCAACAGAAAGAGGCCAUCUGGGCAUUGCCGAGGUCUUACUGAGCGUAGGAGCAAAUAUUGAUAACUGUAAUCGAGACGGGUUAACAUCACUCCACAUCGCAUCGUCCAAUGGACACGUUGAUAUAGUUCAUCAUCUUGUUAGCAAAGGGGCACAGCUUAACAAAUGUGACAAUACCGGCAAGACACCCAUGUCUUGUGCUUCUCAGGAAGGCCAUCUUGAAGUCGUCGAGUAUAUCGUGAACAAAGGAGCAGGUAUUGGUAUUGGUGAUAGAGAUGGGUUUACAGCUCUUCACAUAGCAUCACUUAAGGGUCAUCUUGACAUUAUCAAAUACCUCGUUAGUAAAGGGGCAGAGCUGGAGAGACUUGCUAAUGACUACUGGACACCUCUACACCUUGCUUUAGACGGUGGCAAUCUUGAAAUUGCAGAGUACCUUUCGACAGAAGGAGCCAAUAUCAACGCGUGUGGUAAAGGUGGAUGUACAGCACUACAUGCUGCAUCACAAACUGGUAAUAUUGAUGGAGUGAAAUAUCUAACCAGUCAAGGAGCAGAGCUGGAUAGGAGCACUGACGAUGGUUGGACCGCACUUAGUUUGGCUUCAUUUGAGGGACACAUUGACAUUGUCAAUGUUCUCGUUAACAGAGGAGUACAGGUUGACAAAGCACUCACGAACGGGAUGACACCCUUGUGUCUUGCAACAGAAAGAGGCCAUCUGGGCAUUGCCGAGGUCUUACUGAGCGUAGGAGCAAAUAUUGAUAACUCAGCAUUCGAGGGUCAUUUUGAAAUUGUCAAAUACCUCGUUAGUAAAGGGGCAGACCUGAGGAGACUUUCUAAUGAUAACUGGACACCUUCACGUCUUGCUUUCAAUGGCGGCCAUAUGGGUAUACACGACUUUCUUUUAGAUAAAGAAGCAACACAGAUCGUUAAGCCAUUCAUUGGGUUUGAAGAGGACCACUAUUACUACCCUCGCAGUACUCAAGGUGGUGAGGCUUUCCCUGGCUUAAUGCCCCCGUACUCCCGAACAUACGAUCCAUAUCGUACCAGUCCACAAGACAUUUCUCGCUUCAUGAGCAACACAAAAGAGACAAUGAAUAUUAGUCUCGACGAGUGCAGCAUCAAGGUUCCACUUUCACCAGACGAUGCGAACAGAGCCAAAUGUAUCACAGCAGAAGCAUUGACAAGAAUUCCACCUGACUUAAAGCUGGAAAAAGACGAAGUUAUCAUCUCAGUUGGGCUCAAGCUAUCCCCUCCUGGUCUUCAGUUUAAAACUCCGGUGGAAGUCACGGUCUCGCAUAGCGCUAUUUUCACCAACCCAGACAAGGCAGAAAUUGUGCUAUACACCCGAAGGACUGGGUCUGAUGAAUUUUCAAGGAUCGUUCCUGCUUCUGACAAAGCUGCUCGGUGUGUAGUUGCAAAGAAUCACAUUACCCUGUACUUAGACCAUUUCUCGGAAUGGUGGAUUAUCUCCUUAAUCAGGAGAUACUUCAUCGGUAAACGGCUCAUCUGUACGCCAUACGUUCCCCUGUCAACAUCUAGAGACGUCAUGAAUUACAUCCUGCUCAAUAUUAAAGAUGACUUCUGCGGCAUGAAAGAGGAUACAAUACGAGACUACAAGGUAGCCUUUCCUGGUGAGCAGUACUGUGUAUAUUGGGGAAAAGGACCCCUUUUUGUCAGACAUCUGGAAAACGAAGACGAAGUGUCAACACAAGUAAGAUUAUCCUGA
Strongylocentrotus purpuratus (purple sea urchin) is the source of this 3380-nucleotide messenger RNA. Its product is annotated as ankyrin-2-like. The coding region runs from base 234 to 3380 and encodes 1048 amino acids. The transcript is spliced from 4 exons. The record is from RefSeq and is a predicted model, not a curated record. Gene Ontology annotation, molecular function: protein binding. Lineage: Eukaryota; Metazoa; Echinodermata; Echinoidea; Camarodonta; Strongylocentrotidae.